UCACUCCAGCUGCCUCAAUUCCCCUCUUUGUGUUUACACAUCCGGGUUUCCCUGUUUGCAGCCCAUUCCCCAUUUAGAAGCCAUUUUGGACACAGAUCAGUAACAUGCAUGUAAACCCCAACCGACCUCCCGACGCCGACGCAGUGGUGCUACUAUUCCAACUAAACAACCUCAAGAAGCGCCGUCGGGUUUCGUCGCAGAUCGUGAAAGAGACCGUCAUCCGAACGUGGAUGUAAUUCCGAUGCGAAGCGGCGCACACAUCGAGGGAGUCGCUGCCCUCGUUGCGAAUCGUUCGCCUCCGUCUUUUCUUGCAACAUUGUUGCACCGCGGCUAUUGACACGCUCUGUGGCUACCGGGAGGACCGUGGAGGCCUGUGGUCGUUUUUUUUUAUCCGCGUAACUCAUGUUUGGACCACCCGAGUUUUAAUGUUCGCGACGGAAAAAAGAGAGAAAAACCCGAGUCGUGUAUUUAAAACAUAACAUGUCGUUUUCAUGGCUGACUUGUUCACUUCUUCUGGGAACUUUAUGUGCAGGUUACAGCCUGGGCGAAGCGGAGACCCGCGAGUGCGUUUACUACAACGACAACUGGCGCACGGAGCGCACCAACCAGAGCGGCUUUGAGCGGUGCGAGGGCGAGAAGGACAAGCGGCUGCACUGCUACGCGUCCUGGCUCAACUCCUCGGGCACCAUCAAGCUGGUGAAGAAGGGAUGCUGGCUGGACGACUUCAACUGCUAUGACAGGCAAGAGUGUGUUUCCAUGGAUGAGAACCCCCAGGUCUUCUUUUGCUGCUGCGAGGGCAACUACUGUAAUGAGAGGUUCACCCACCUCCCCGACAUGAUUGGCAGCGGCAACCGAGUUAUAAUCCGGCUUCCCCCCAUGGUGCCGUCGCUGCUUAAUGUGCUGGUGUACUCUCUGCUGCCGCUGUGCGUGCUCUCGCUGGCGUUGGCCCUGGCCCUGUGGAUGUACCGCCAGCGCAAACCGCCCUACGGACACGUAGACCUGGGGGAGGAUCCUGGGCCCACGCCCCCCUCUCCCAUGGUGGGGCUGAAGCCCCUGCAGUUGCUGGAGAUCAAAGCCAGGGGGCGCUUCGGCUGUGUCUGGAAGGCCCAGCUCAUGAGCGAGUCUGUGGCGGUGAAGAUCUUCCCCAUUCAGGACAAGCAGUCGUGGCAGAACGAGCGGGACAUCUUCCUAACGCCCGGCAUGCGCCACGAAAACCUGCUGCGCUACAUCGCGGCCGAGAAGCACGGCAGCAACCUGGAGACGGAGUUGUGGCUCAUCAUGGAGUUCCACGAAAGGGGCUCGUUGACAGACCACCUGAAGGGAAACGUGGUGACCUGGAGCGAGAUGUGCCACAUAGCGGAAAGCAUGGCCUGUGGCCUGGCCUACCUGCACGAGGACAUCCCCAGCUACAAGGGGGAAGGACCCAAGCCCACCAUCGCCCACAGGGACUUCAAGAGUAAGAACGUGAUGCUUCGAGACGACCUGACCGCCAUCAUCGGAGACUUUGGUCUGGCGGUGCGGUUUGAGCCUGGCAAACCUCCAGGCGACACCCAUGGCCAGGUUGGAACCCGGCGCUACAUGGCCCCGGAGGUCCUGGAGGGGGCCAUUAACUUCCAGCGGGACUCGUUCCUGAGGAUAGACAUGUACGCCGUGGGCCUGGUGCUCUGGGAACUCGUGUCCCGCUGCACGGAGAACGACGGCACCGUGGGCGAGUACAUGCUGCCCUUCGAGGAGGAGAUCGGCCAGCAUCCCUCCCUGGAGGACCUGCAGGAUGUGGUCGUGCACAAGAAAAUGCGCCCGGCACUCAAGGACUACUGGCUCAAACAUCCGGGCCUGAGCCUGAUGUGCGAGACCAUCGAGGAGUGCUGGGACCACGAUGCGGAGGCGCGGCUGUCGGCCGGCUGCGUGGAGGAGCGGAUCGGCCAGAUCUCCAGGACCAUCAGCGGCACCACCUCCGACCGGCCCGUCUCCAUAGUGACGUCGCUAACCAACGAGGACCUACCUCCCAAAGAGUCCAGCACCUGAACCUCAUCACGCACCCCCGCAAAACGCAACAGACUCGCCCUUUACAGAGGAGGGUUUUUAAGUCUUCUUAAAGUUUUUUCUUUUGCUGUUCGUUUGUCGGUUUGGUUUCUCCCCCCAGAAAUCCCGCACCCCAAGAUGGACCUUCUUGUCAAUACUCAAACAACAAGACAAAGAGCGAGAGUGUGAGGAAGAUGGAGGAGAUCCAUCACCACUUGAGCACCGCUGCUAUUUUUAUCUCCUGUAUCGGUUCCUCGUGACUUUUUUUUUUUUUCCCACAAGGCCUGUGUGUUUUACUAAGUUGAUCUUAAGCAACACAUCCGUCUGCUGUAGGGUUGGGAGUGGCGGUGGCGGCGUCAAGCUCAUCCUCUCUUAAGCUCGCCCCCCCACCAACCACCAAUGUGUCAAAACUCACCUUGAUGUCAUUACCUCAUGUACUGCUAUUUUUUUUUUUUUUGGUUCACUGGUUUGUAAUACCCCUUUCUUUGGUGACGUCGGCUGGUUUUUAUUCCCCCCCCCCUCUGCCUCCCUCUCUACCUACCACCGGUCACUAUGGUACAGCCAAAAAGAAAUACAAACGUGUGCUCCAAAUCCUCAAGACACGCCUCAUCGGACCCUCCUUUAAACCCGUGGGGUUCCAGACUGUUAGGACAUCUCAUCUUCCUCAGGGGGUCGUGGCCUCUCGUUUUUAUCUCAAUGUGUGCUCCCUUGAUUGGUACAAAACAACGAUGAAAGAGGGAUGGAUGGCUAUGGGAAUGCGUAGGGACUAAGUGUUUUUUUUUUGGACGUUGGGACCUUUAUUUUUGACUUUAUUUUUUGAAGGGACGACUGUCUGUCCUUGCAAAACUACCUCUCAGGUAUUCAGUAGGCCUACUUUGGAACUAUGAUUUGAGAGCCAUGCUGUCUUAUCUUGCUAGCGUUCAUGGACACUAUUCCAGCUUUUUAGAUUUUUUUUUCGCUUUAGAAAUGCAGUUACUAGCUUGCCACGGCUUCAAUGGAUGCCUUAUGGCGUUGCAAUGAUGCAUUCUUUUUUUUCUUUUUUUAAAUGGAUGUUCACGUUUUGUGUCUGUGUGUAUUGAUAAUGUGACACGAGUUUUUCUAAAAGUAGAAGCGUUUGUCUUUGUAAGUUCGGGCUUAUCAUCACCAGCGCCCUACUUAAAAAAAGGCAACAUGUCUGUUUUGUUUUAUAUUCACUUUUUAGUUUUGUUCAAAGACGAAACAACAGACUAAUGUUGGACAGUAGUGGGUCCCAGAUACCUCAGUCACUGUACACCAUGCAAGGAGAGCGCACACAAGCUCUCCUGGUCUCAAAUGCAAUGCCAUAGUUGUAACAAUAACACCAGUUACCGUAACAUUGAAUGUCUUGUUGUGCUGCUGUGACUAUUCCACGAUACUCAAGGAUUGACCGAUUUCGUUAACGUGCGGCUUAACGUGUGGUGAACUCCCCAUGGUAUUACGUGAGGCGGAUAGUCUUUUUAUGAUUAGUAUUAUUUUAGGUUUUUAUUCUUCAAUUGGGUAAGCUCUCAUGCUGCUUACAUCUCCAAACUGACCUCAGAUAUUCUGACAAGUACCUCAGGCUUUUUCUACAUGUUUCUCUUGGCGUUUGUUGUUAAUGUAUUAUCGUGUUUAGUAGUCAAUAUUUUAUUGCCGGUCGGUCAGGCCUCAGGAGAUUUUGUUUAUUUUUUAUUUCUUUCAUCCCCCCUCCUUCUCUUGAACAGAGCCAGACCAGUUGUUGACACGGUGUGAUCGCUGUACAGACCCUAAAAAACGACCCUGAAGAGACAGAUUCUUGUACAUAGACCUGUAUACACAAGCCGAACACUGAUUUAUAUAUAUAUAGAUAUAUACAUGUAUCUAUAUAUAUUUAUAUAUAUUUUGUUUCUUAAUACAGUAUUGGGGCAUUACUUUCUUUUCACAUGAAUGGAAAAGGGACUUCUCUUGGAUCUCUACCCUCUACUUAUUUAAGAGUCAUCUUCCACAUGGAGUCCUGUGAAAUAUACAGUAUAUAUAUAUUUUUUGCAAUGUAUUUUCUAUUGAAUCUUUCGAGAAAGCGGUUUCCCCCCCCUAUUAUAAUUAUUGUUAUUAUUACAAUUGGAAACAGAACCUUUGAAUUAGAAGCUGUGUAGUUGAAUGUGUUGGGUACAAUUGCAUCAUCUCUAUUG
Molecule: messenger RNA, 4184 nt
Organism: Gadus chalcogrammus (walleye pollock)
Lineage: Eukaryota; Metazoa; Chordata; Actinopteri; Gadiformes; Gadidae
Product: activin receptor type-2B-like
Exons: 11
Coding region: 481-2025 (514 amino acids)
Biological process (GO): cellular response to growth factor stimulus; activin receptor signaling pathway; protein phosphorylation
Cellular component (GO): activin receptor complex; plasma membrane
Molecular function (GO): activin receptor activity; ATP binding; activin binding
Source: RefSeq, a predicted model, not a curated record